This is a messenger RNA of Dioscorea cayenensis subsp. rotundata (Guinea yam), 2098 nucleotides long. Its product is annotated as ubiquitin domain-containing protein DSK2b-like. The record is from RefSeq and is a predicted model, not a curated record. Bases 182 to 1819 code for a protein of 545 amino acids. Gene Ontology annotation, molecular function: polyubiquitin modification-dependent protein binding. NCBI's taxonomy places the organism in Eukaryota, Viridiplantae, Streptophyta, Magnoliopsida, Dioscoreales, Dioscoreaceae. The transcript is spliced from 8 exons. Gene Ontology annotation, cellular component: cytosol. Gene Ontology annotation, biological process: ubiquitin-dependent protein catabolic process.
UUGUUUAUUUUUCCUUGUUUGGGAAGUGCGAAGGCAUCCAUUGCUACCUAUCCGCUCUUCGAAGAAAUCUCUCGCCUCUUCCCUUCUUCCAGGCCAAAGCUCUGCUAAUCCAAACCCUAGCCAUCAGAUCCGUUCCGAUUUGGUUUCUCUAGGGCUUUUUUUCCGUGUUCUCCGAUCUCCUAUGGGUGCCGACGGCGAUUCGAGCGGCGUUGAUGGCGGCUGCUCGGUUACCGUCCACAUCCGUUGUUCUAAUGGUUCCAAGUUCUCUCUCCAGACUCCCCUCGAUGUCACCAUCGGGGCUUUCAAGGUCGUCGUUGCUGGGAAUUGCGAUGUGCCGGCUGAGCAGCAGCGGCUGAUCUAUAAAGGUCGCGUCUUGAAGGACGAGCAAACCCUUCAAAGCUAUGGCGUGGAAUCUGAUCACACUAUUCAUUUGGUCCGUGGUGCUCCAGCAUCAUCUGCACCAUCAAAUACACCAGCUGCCAACCUUGGAGCUUCUAGAACUCCGAACGUUGGGGUUGGUUCCAACGAAGGUGUUGGAUAUGGGGGAGCUGGUUCUGGAGGUGCACAGUUCCCUGGUCUUGGUCUUAAUGGGCUGUUUGGGAGUGGUGGGGGAUCUAGUCCAUUUGGAACUGGAUUUCCAGACUUCAGUCAGGUUCAACAACAGCUGACUCAAAAUCCCAAUUUGAUGAGGGAAAUGAUGAACAUGCCAGCCAUUCAGAAUCUUAUGAAUAAUCCUGAUCUAAUGCGAAAUUUAAUCAUGAGUAAUCCUCAAAUGCGUGAUGUGAUAGACCGGAAUCCUGAACUUGGUCAUGUUCUUAAUGAUCCUAGCAUUCUUAGACAAACUCUUGAAGCAGCCAGGAAUCCUGAACUGAUGAGAGAGAUGAUGCGUAACACAGACAGGGCUAUGAGCAACAUUGAAGCUACUCCAGAAGGCUUUAAUAUGCUUCGCCGCAUGUAUGAAAAUGUUCAGGAACCUUUUCUGAAUGCGACAACAAUGGCUGGGGAAACAGGAAAUGAUGCGGGGUCAAACCCAUUUGCUGCUCUUUUGGGGAAUCAGGGUUCUGCUCAGUCUCGUGAUGGAUCCACAAAUCUUUCAAACACUAAUUUGGAACAAACUGGUGCAUCUCCUGCACCAAAUGCUAAUCCACUUCCUAAUCCUUGGAGCAAUGCCACUGGAGCAGCAUCGGCAGCGAAUACAAGGGCAACAUCUGGUGAUACAAGGUCACCUGGGAUUGCUGGGUUAGGUGGGUUCAAUAAUGUUCAAGACAUGGACAGAAUGCUUGGUGGUUUGCCAGAUCCAUCUUCCUUGAAUCAGAUUCUGCAGAAUCCGGCCAUGAUGCAGUGGAUGCAAAGCCUUAUGUCCAACCCACAAUUUAUGAACCAGAUGCUUGGACCUCAAAUGGGUGGUUUGUUGGAGGCUAACCCACAAUUGAGAGAGAUGUUGCAAAAUCCGGAAUUUCUUCGCCAGCUGUCUUCUCCUGAGACUAUGCAGCAACUUCUCUCCUUCCAGCGACUAUUUUCAUCACAGUUUGGCCGACAACAGCCAAAUCAGCAACAGAACCAGGGUGGGGAUGGCACUGGCGCUCCAAACAACAUGGGGCUUGAUUUGCUGGUGAACUUAUUUGGUGGACUUGGGGCCGGUGGCCUUGGCAUGCCAAACCCAUCUAAUGUGCCUCCCGAAGAGCUUUACGCAACGCAGCUGUCUCAGCUUCAAGAAAUGGGCUUCUUCGACACACAGGAGAACAUCCGAGCCCUGAGUGCUACCGCAGGCAAUGUCCAUGCUGCAGUUGAGCGCCUCCUUGGGAAUCCUGGUCAUUAGUUUUUCGACAAUGUGAUUUUCUUCAUUAUAUAUAGCCCAUUAUUAUGAGGGUGUGUAAAACCGAACAUUUCUUUGCGUUUGCGUUAAGCUUUUAAAAUGACAAGACCCAGAGAUUGAUCCUCUUAUUGAUAGCAUGGAAUAAGUAGAUAUUGGUCAAUAGCUGCCAACUUUUAAUACAUCUUUGCUCUCGUUUAUACUGAGUAUGAUUUGCCAGGAUUAUUCACCUUCUCCUUGUAAAUACCCUUUUUUUAAAGAGCUGUGUACUGUUUAUUGUGCAAA